GUUCUUAGGGGAGUAAUCAUGGAGCUUGGUUUGCAUUUCGAAGUAGAGGGGAUGGUGAAGGAUCUUGUUAUCAAAUGUAGGGGCCUACCCUAUUCUUGUGAUGAAAGUAGUCUCCGGAAGUUUUUGGGUGACAGUGGGAUCAGCAAAGUGAACAUAAUUAUGCGCGACGGUAAAGCUGCUGGGGACGCCUUUGUGCAUUACAGUAAUGAGGAUGACUACAAGAGAGCAUUGAAAAAGGAUAGAGAACACAUGGGGCAUCGAAGCAAUUUCCGCGAUCGCCGUGAACGCGAUUACGGUGAUUAUGGUCGUGGUACAUCUCGAAUGAACAUGAUGAUGCCUGCUCCGUAUGGUGAAGGAGUUGUCCGACUGCGUGGGCUUCCCUACGGAGCACGUGAAAGGGAUAUCUAUGACUUCUUUGCGCCACUGAAUAUUGUACCGGCCUUGUUGUACGAUUCCGUGUGA
This is a messenger RNA of Strongylus vulgaris, 462 nucleotides long. The record is from the annotation of a GenBank genome assembly. NCBI's taxonomy places the organism in Eukaryota, Metazoa, Nematoda, Chromadorea, Rhabditida, Strongylidae.